AUGGAGUGGGGGCCAUUCGAGCCAAUCUUGGCACUAGUUGUGCCUAAAAGUGGCCGAAACGAUGGGAUCAUGGACCGUAGACAGAAAGAUGCAACACUUGCACAUAUGUUGGGUAGUGACGAGCUUAUGACAGCAAUUCGUUUAGCAUCUAUUGCUCAAAUCGACACGGUAUUAAGUCACGAGGCGUUUCAUGUGGACCAACUACCAUGGAGUUUUUUAUUACUAGUAUUAGCUAAAGCUAGUAAAAUGGAACACAUAAAAUACCAAACCGAGCAAGUUCUUUCUGAUCGCAUGACACUCUUGUGCCAGAUGACACAAGUAUUCUAUCACGUACCAAUGUCUCUUGCUAUGAAAGAGAUGAAGAAAUUAAGUAUAUUGUGUGACCAGUAUACAAGACUGGCGAUAGACAUGCAGCAGAGUAUCAAGACUAUUUUUUCACUUCAAACCUUUCUCACCCGCUUUCAUCAGCAAGGCCACGUAACUCUCACACCGUUGCACGCUCACUUUUUCUAUUUAUGUCUCCAUGCCAAGUGCUACUUUGCAGCAAUGGACAUUUUAGACAAAAACUUGGUAGAAAUCCACGCUCAAUCGCAUGUUGUUACCUGUGUCGACUUCUUGGGCUAUGCAUACUAUGGAGGACUGCUAUAUUUGGGAGAAAAGCGGUAUCAGGAUGCGCUUGACUUCUUCCAGCUUGCCAUUACAGCUCCUGCCGUGUCACUGAGUGCUUUUGUAAUCGAAGCAUACAAGAAGCUGUUGCUCGUGACACUCAUUCUACACGGUGAUGCAGUGGUAGUACCCAAGUACACUCCCUUCGUGGUCACGCGAAAUGUUGCAAACCACUGCACAGCAUAUGUUGACCUAGCCAACGCUUUUGUCAUUGAAAAGGACUUUGCAGUGGUGCAGGAUGUCGUUGCCAAGAAUGAAGAGCUGUUUAUUCAGGACGGUAACUUUGGUCUCGUGAAGCAGGUCGUUCAGGCGUUCAAACAGCGAAAACUUCUCCGAUUGACUCGCACUUACGCAACAAUUGAGCUUACGAAGAUCGCAAUGGCUGCGGGAAUGUCUAACAGCGAUGCAGUAACUGCUGAAAAGAUGCUGUUGGCUCUUAUAUCCAAUGGUCAGAUGGAUGCUGUGAUUGAUAAGCAGAAAGCCAUGGUGCGUUUUGUGCACAAGAAUGAAGAUGGCAGCGCUUGCCAAGACGAAGCACAAAGCGAAGCGUCGAAAAGGUUGCAGGACGAGAUGAAGAAACUUGUGACAGUUGCGUCGCAGCUACGCGACAUGGAUACUGAACUCGUCACAAGCACCAAAUUUCAAUCUCGCUUGCAGAACGAUAAAGACCGACGCUCGAGAAUUAACAUGCACAAUCAGCAAGGUGACGAGCGACUAAUCACUGAUGGCGCUAGCGGCAUGGAUACACUGGAAUAA
This is a messenger RNA of Peronospora belbahrii, 1422 nucleotides long. Lineage: Eukaryota; Oomycota; Peronosporomycetes; Peronosporales; Peronosporaceae. The record is from the annotation of a GenBank genome assembly.